Drosophila arizonae is the source of this 2236-nucleotide messenger RNA. RefSeq lists its product as uncharacterized. The record is from RefSeq and is a predicted model, not a curated record. Lineage: Eukaryota; Metazoa; Arthropoda; Insecta; Diptera; Drosophilidae.
UUAAAUAAGAAAAGUAAAAAAAGAAGAAAAUUUCUAGUGCUGUCAAUUGGACGCGACGCCUGCGCAGCUGCCAAUUCUAAUUGGAUAUUUUGCAAAGCGGAAACGGAAGCGUCUGCACGCCAUUUGCUAAAAGGAGAGUUCGUUCAUGCAUUUAUGAGUCUGGCCUGUCGGAACACCCAGCACGCAAGCGCAAUCGCAAUCCAUGUGGCCGAUGCAUUGACGUUGCUCCGCAGAGACACUUGUCGCCCAGCUGAGUGAGCCGCGUGCUCGGGUUGAGCUGUGAGAGGGGUAAAAUGUUUUCACGGCAGCCGGCUGCUGGCGGCGCGGAUUUAUAUCAGGAUGAGGCAACAACAACGCUGCGUUCGGCGUUUCCCAACUCUCGACUGGAUUCGCUGGCGGCGCAUCCAACGCCCGCGAAUCCAGCGGAUCCCAGUAUGGACAGCCAGCUGGCUGCGCCCGAUCCAACCGAACUGGGCGGCGCCAGUGCUGGCUAUAAUCCGAGUCUGGACGAUGACUGGUGGUCCAAUGCCAUCGAGGUGGACACGUUCGAUUCGCCGCUGGCCUUCGAUGCCAGCGAGAAUGGGCUGUGGAAUGGACAUUUUGUGCCACCGCCGCCCCGUCCACCCUUUCUGGAUGAAAGCGUCGCCGCUGACGGCCUGACCACCUGUGAUCUAUGCACGUGGGCCUGGCAGCGUAAUGCCUACUCCCUAGACGGUUCGAUAGAUACCACUGGCGAGCUUGGAUGGGUAUUCACCCUAAUUGUAGUCUCAAUCAUAUCGGGUCUUAUAGGUGCUAUUGUAAUGGUCAUAUUUCUAAGAUGUAGAAGAAUUAAAUCAGCGAAUGCCAAUGGUGGUCGACCACAGCCGUGGUGGUGUCGUAACAAUCGCAACGGUGGCGGCCAGAAUCGUUCGCCGAUCUCCAUAAAGCAUUCGGCGGACAGCAUACGCCGGCCCACAAGCAACUCGGGCGUCUGGACCUGGCUGGGCGGCAGUCGACGCUCGUCGGCGGGCCCGGAUCAGAUUGGGCCGCCAUCGACAUCUCCGGCCGAGAAUCAUUAUACCCACAUGGACGAUGCAUAUAGUCCGGUGGGCGUCAGCGAAGCACUCUAUGCGGAACUCGAUCGCGAAUCGGUGCGUUCGGCAAACCCGUCGUAUCAGAAUACGGCGUACAGUCAGUGUGGCGAGAAAUACAAUUUCCAGGCACACGAGCAAGACAUUCCCAUGGUCGUCUCGUCAGCGCCGAGCAGCGCCUACUACUCGGAUCUGUCCGUCACCGCCAUGCCGGGCGGCGCCAGUGGCAGCAAUCAGGGCGCCUAUGAGAUUGUUGGUCUGAAUGUCAUGUCGCAGCCGUUGCCCAAUUGGGAGCACCACGGCGGCGGCGGCGGCGCUGGCGGUGGCAACGGCGUUGGAGGCGUGGCCACCACCACUGGGCUGGCGCCGAACGAUGCUGCCAUGACGCAACGACGCAUGCCACGUCUGGCAGCCAUCAAUGAGACGAGCACCAGCACCGUGCCCUCGGACUAUGUCUGAGCAGCUGAAGCAGGAGCUGCAGGAGGAGGAGCAAUUAAUUUGUAAUUUAUAUACGAGAUAUGUGACUUUAAAAAAGUAGAGAGAGAUUAAGAAAUGCGAGCUUAACAUGUUAAUGAAUUACGUUAAACACAAUCUAUAUAUACAUAUAUAUAUAUACAUAAAUAGUAUACAAAUAGCUGUAUGGAUAUAUAAAUAUUUAUAUUUAUAGCAUAUGCUAGCUUAGAGUUAGCGUAGUCUCGAUUUGUGUCUUUUGUUUAUGUCUGAAUUGUAAUAUAGGACGACAGAUUUACAUACAAGCAUGUAUUAUAAAUCUAGUUUUAAUAUAUCUAUAUAUAUAUACACACAUAUAUAUAUCUAUAUAUAUAUAGUGUUAAACAGCGAUUAAAUCGUGGGUGAUAUUUAGCCUAAAUAUGCUAUAUUCUUAUGUUCUAUGUACUUUAGCAUUUUCUAAAAAUGUAAAACAGAAAUGGCAAGAGAAAAGAGAAACGGAGAACAGGAAAACCGGAAAGCGAACAAUGAGCAUUUUUUUCGAAUAGGCGAGAGAAAUGCAUUUCAGUCUAAGUCUAAGCGAAAACAACCCAACAAUGUACCCAAAAUCAUAUUAUCAUAUAUACACGCUCACACACACACACACAUAUUUACAGCGAAAUGAAUUUAUGCUUACAGGAAAUAUACUAUAUAUACAAUAUCUAUAAACGAAGCAAAGG